This is a messenger RNA of Physella acuta, 1156 nucleotides long. Its product is annotated as formin-binding protein 4. The record is from RefSeq and is a predicted model, not a curated record. Lineage: Eukaryota; Metazoa; Mollusca; Gastropoda; Physidae.
GAAAAACGCCGAAGAAAAAAACAACUCUGACAUUUUAGCACCAAACAUGAACACGUCCACCGACUCCAUCUCCCGGGAGUUGUUGUGUAGGGACGCCAGGAUAGGCCGUGGGGCGGACAACUUUGGAGGCUCGUACAAGUCCAGGAACAGCUCAGGGAACCAGGUCACUAGGGAUGACCUGAAUUACAAAUUUCAACCCAAAACCAAAGAAAAAGAGGGUGCCGCCGAAGGUGACGACAAGGGCAAAGGUCACAGCAAGAAGAAACACAAGGCCGACAGCCGCAAAAGCCAGCAGAUGAAAGGUCGAAAGCAGAUAAUGAUCGACCCAUCAUCUGACAUGGAGGGCUUACAAUCCGCACUCGAGGCGGUCAAGCAACGAACGAUCGAGCUCUCCCAGCCUGGGGAGCUGCAAGUCAAGGCAUCGGGCAUGAAACAGCAGGCAUCUACCACAGAGGGUGCCGCCGAAGGUGACGACAAGGGCAAAGGUCACAGCAAGAAGAAACACAAGGCCGACAGCCGCAAAAGCCAGCAGAUGAAAGGUCGAAAGUACGUCAUGCUCGACCCCUCAUCCGACAUGGAGGGCUUCCAAUCCGUACUCGAGGCGGUCAAGCAACGAACGAUCGAGCUCUCCCAGCCUGGGGAGCUGCAAGUCAAGGCAUCGGGCAUGAAACAGCAGGCAUCUACCACAGAGGGUGCCGCCGAAGGUGACGACAAGGGCAAAGGUCACAGCAAGAAGAAACACAAGGCCGACAGCCGCAAAAGCCAGCAGAUGAAAGGUCGAAAGUACGUCAUGCUCGACCCCUCAUCCGACAUGGAGGGCUUCCAAUCGUACUCGUACGCUUCAUUUUUUCUAGCUGGAGUUGCGAUCGUUGGCGCCGCCCAGUCUCAAGUCACCAUAGCUGCAGCCCCGUCGGCGCCUUCACUCCCGCCACCACCCCCACCUCCACCACCCUCGGUCGCUCCCGCACCAGCCCCUCCACCGCCACCCCCAAAGAAGAAAGGCAAGAAAGGCGAGCCGGAGAUCAUCGAGAAGCCCCCGGUGGAGACUGCCAGUAAGGAGUCGCAGACCGAGAACAAGAAAAGCAAGCUCCGCUCCAUGUUCUGUCCUUUCUGCCGCCUGGCCGUGGAGUACGGCUUUGAGCAGAACCAGAUAUAA